UAUAACUGUCUACUGUCAAAAAAACGAAUGUCAACAAAUUUUCACGUAUCAUCCAAAAACUAGAUCAAUUGUUUGAUGAAAAAGGAACUCAUUUGAAUCUAUAACAUAAAAAUGGCAAAUUCAGAGGUAGAAGCUUUAUAUAAAAAACUUAACGCGGAGUGGUCAUCUCCUUCGCCAAAUUUAAGCAAAUGUGAUCAAUUACUUUCAAAGUUAAAGGUUGAAUUAACAGGAGUCAUGUUCUUACCAACAUCUAAUGCAAUUGCAACAAAACAAGAACUCCUUCUUGGUAGAGAUAUAUUAGAAAUUGGCGUCCAGUGGAGUAUUGCCAGUAAUGACAUUCCUUCAUUCGAAAGAUAUAUGGCUCAGUUGAAGUGUUACUAUUUUGAUUACAAGAAUGAAUUGCCAGAAUCUGCUUUUAAAUAUCAAUUACUGGGAUUAAACUUAUUAUUCUUAUUGUCCCAAAACCGUGUUGCUGAAUUUCACACUGAACUUGAACUUCUUCCUGCUGAUCAUCUUCAAAAUAAUGUAUAUAUCAGACAUCCAUUAUCAAUUGAACAGUAUUUGAUGGAAGGUAGUUAUAAUAAGAUUUUUUUGGCCAAAGGCAAUGUUCCAGCUAAAAGUUACAAUUUUUUCAUGGACAUUUUGUUAGAUACGAUAAGAAAUGAAAUAGCCAAUUGUGUAGAAAAAGCAUAUGAAAAAAUUUCACUCAAAAUGACUGCUAGAAUGCUAUACCUUCCUAAUGAACAAGCUGCUAAAAUUUUUGCAGCCAAGAAAGGUUGGAAACUUGGAAGUGAUAAUUUCUUCUAUUUCACACCCGAAAUAGAAAAAACAACUGAGCCUAUCCCAUCUAUAGAAUUAGCAGAACAAGCUAUUGAAUAUGCAAAGGAGUUGGAGAUGAUUGUUUAAGAAUAUUAAUUUUAUCUGUACUGAAAGUUUUGUUUUCAAUUAAAAUGAUUCUCCUUGGUAAA
This is a messenger RNA of Harmonia axyridis, 968 nucleotides long. It is a transcript of the gene Rpn12, whose product is annotated as 26S proteasome non-ATPase regulatory subunit 8. Lineage: Eukaryota; Metazoa; Arthropoda; Insecta; Coleoptera; Coccinellidae. The record is from RefSeq and is a predicted model, not a curated record. Gene Ontology annotation, biological process: proteasome-mediated ubiquitin-dependent protein catabolic process. The coding region runs from base 112 to 906 and encodes 264 amino acids. Gene Ontology annotation, cellular component: proteasome regulatory particle; proteasome regulatory particle, lid subcomplex; nucleus. The transcript is spliced from 4 exons.